Molecule: messenger RNA, 990 nt
Organism: Angiostrongylus costaricensis
Lineage: Eukaryota; Metazoa; Nematoda; Chromadorea; Rhabditida; Metastrongylidae
Source: the annotation of a GenBank genome assembly
GGUCAUGUAAAUCAAGAAAUUAUGUUUCGGCAAAAAGUGGCACUGGAAUGGCUGCAGCAAACGAUUCUAGAGUUAACAGCAGACGGAACUGAAGAGCGUUUGUAUCGUAAUUUGUUGUCACCGGAUCGCUACGAAAAGGAUGUGAGGCCCACCACCCAUCAUUUGAAACCUACCAACGUCACUUUCGGCUUUCUACUGAAUCAAAUAGUGGAAAUGGAUGAGCGAAAUCAAAUGUUAACGACGAGAAGUUGGUUGAAUAUCAACUGGAUGGAUCAACGUUUAGCGUGGAAUUAUUCGGAAUGGGAAGGCAUUAAGACAAUCUACAUUCCUCAUCAACGACUCUGGAAACCUGACAUCAUUCUUGUCAAUAACGCUGUACGAGAAUACCACGCAUCGCUAGUGUCUACAGAUAUCAUGGUGACCUCGAAUGGAAAUGUAACAUGGUUAUUUUCUGCACUUUUUCGUAGCUCAUGUCCAAUUCGCGAGUGCGACCUAAAAUUUGCUUCGUGGUCUCACGAUGUAUCAGAAAUCGACUUGGGUUUAAACACUGAUAAAGGAGACCUAAGUAGUUACAUGAACAACAGCGAGUUUGACCUUCUCGAUAUGAUUGCUAUCAAAGAGAUCGUAAGUUUUCCUUCGAAUGUUCAAUCAAAGUGGCCAACGAUUGUCAUCCGAAUCAAGAUGCACCGGCGCCCACUUUUUUAUGUGUUCAAUCAUAUUAUACCAUGCGUUCUGAUAUCAUCAAUGGCUGUGUUAGGAUUUCUUAUGCCACCGGAAACUGGCGAAAAAAUAAAUAUGAUCAUCACCACACUAUUGAGUAUGGGUGUUUAUCUGCAAUCAAUCACCGAAUCGAUACCGCCCACAUCAGAAGCAGUACCGUUGAUCGGAAUGUACUAUGUGUCGUCACUGUUGAUGGUAUGCUUAGCGACAUGUGUGAACGUGAUAACUCUCAACAUGCACCGAAAUGGUGCAGCUAAUCAAGGAAGGUGA